UGUGCCAAGGCCUCCAGCUUUAAGAAGCCCUCGCUGGGAGCCGCGUCCCAGAGGAAGAAAGCGAGUCCCAAGCUGGAGCUCACCGAGGAGCAGAAGCAGGAGAUCCGGGAGGCUUUCGACCUGUUUGACACAGACGGCACCGGCAACAUAGAUGUUAAGGAGCUAAAGGUGGCCAUGAGAGCACUAGGUUUUGAACCUAAAAAAGAAGAGAUCAAGAAAAUGAUAUCAGAUAUCGAUAAGGAAGGAACAGGAAAAAUCAGCUUCAAUGACUUCUUGGUAGUGAUGACACAGAAAAUGGCUGAAAAAGAUUCCAAAGAGGAGAUUCUCAAAGCUUUCAAACUCUUUGAUGACGAUGAAACUGGCAAAAUCUCUUUCAAAAACCUCAAACGUGUCGCCAAAGAACUGGGGGAAAACCUCACAGAUGAAGAGCUGCAGGAAAUGAUCGAUGAAGCAGACAGAGAUGGGGAUGGGGAAGUGAACGAGCAAGAAUUCUUGCGGAUCAUGAAGAAGACCAGCCUGUACUGAAACAGAAUUUUAUUUAUUUUUGCACGUGUAUAUACGUUUGGUAGGUGCCUCACUUUUUUACAGUCGUCUUCUUUUGAGACAGCAGAAAAUAUAGGUCAACUUUUUUUUUUUUUUAAGUGCAUGAUCUUAAACUUGUGUUUGGGAACAGUUACCAACUGCUAACCUGUUUACAUGUAGCAACGUGGUUGCUUGUUUGUGCUCGUAAGAUGUUUAUACUCUUUGUUUUUGAUACACAAAUCACAUUUUUCAGUGACAG
This is a messenger RNA of Pygoscelis adeliae (Adelie penguin), 781 nucleotides long. RefSeq names its product centrin-2. Gene Ontology annotation, cellular component: centrosome; centriole. NCBI's taxonomy places the organism in Eukaryota, Metazoa, Chordata, Aves, Sphenisciformes, Spheniscidae. The record is from RefSeq and is a predicted model, not a curated record. Gene Ontology annotation, biological process: nucleotide-excision repair; mitotic cell cycle; centriole replication. The transcript is spliced from 4 exons. Gene Ontology annotation, molecular function: calcium ion binding. The annotation marks the transcript as partial.